CUCUUGUUCAAAAUCGGAGGACGGUCGACAAAAGCGCAUAAAAAAAUAAUGACAUGGCUGACUGUGUCGUUAGUGUGUGCUUGGUCGUGCUUGUGUAACUAAAAAACCGCUAUUUUAGACUAAAAAGCAGUAUAAUCGAAUCUACACCUACAAAAAGCAACCAAACAGAAAAUCAAACACUACUCAUCAAUAUUGUUUCUUUACCAACCACAAUUAACGGGAAAAAUACUCAAAAAAAUAAAAAUCUUUCACCGAAACCAAGAAAUCGCGACAUUAAUCUUAGUGUUAUCGAGACAAAGCCUUAAAGAAAAAAAGAAAAUAUUCGUAAUGCAAUUGUGAUCUCCAACUUUAUUUUUUCAAUUUUUGUUUGAGAACAAAAAAAAAACAAGUGUUAAAAGGAAAAAAGUAUUGAGGAACAGAAGUUAUAACAAAACAACUCAGCACGCAUUUACGACAUCUUUUGGAACCAAGAAUUGAAGAAAAAAAGAUCAAGAAACAACCAUCGCCACCACAACCACCACCUCCAGAUCAGACCAGUUCAGACACACAGCCUGCCUGAAACAUUGAUUGAUAACAACAACCCAGUAGUAGCAGGAAGAAAGAGCGAAACAGCAGAAUCAGCCGAACAGUGUGGCGUGUGCCAGCAGCCACUUCUGCCCGGCAGCAGCAGCAGGAACAGCAACAACAACAACAGCGAACGGAACGAAAGAGCUAGAAGCUGGGCCAUCGAAUGUCAUUAGCAAGAACAUCAGUAGCAGCAGCCUAAAGGCCACUUAGAACAGCAUAAUAACAACAACAUCCUCCAAGAUAGCUCAGUGCAGACAAAGCAAAAGGCAAGUGUAUGAGUUGGGGACAAUUUUUCGCUAGAAACUAGAGAAACAAUUGUUUGUUGAACCACAGUGAAAAAAAUCAUUAAGGAUAACACCAAAAUUCUUCUUGUAAUCGAAAAGUGUAACGACUCACAAACGGAAGCCAAAAAAUUGCAUAGCAUCAACUAGUAUUGUACAACUCGGAUAGUGUACCCCAGUUCGCUCGUUUUCAUCAGCUUUGAGUUUCGUGAACUAUUCAUGUAUAAUUUCUCCUGGGACAGUUUGUUCCAAUCAUCGCCAUCACAGUAACGUAAACAGCAGCAACAACACAUCGGAAAAGAAGGUAAUUUUGAAGGACAAUAGUGACAAACGCAGAAGAAAACUACUACUACUACUACCAAGUACAAAGUAUCAGAAAAAAUAAGCAAAAACAAGGGAAAAGCAACACAUUUCGUUAAGUUAGUUUAUUUAAAGUAAUUGAAAGUACACGCUCGCAGUUACGGAGUUUUAGUUGGUUAAAUUGUGACUGUUUUGUAGCGAACGGUAAAACUUUUACUUCAGUGGGUGCGAAGAAGAAGCAAAAGGAAAAGAGACAAGAAGUGGAAAACUGAUAACAAUAAAACAGAAAGAAGGAUCCUGGUGGAAGCUUUUUUUUGUGGUGGAUACGCGGAAAAGGAAAAGUGAAACGUUUUAUAUAAGAGGAAGAAGGUGAACACUAUAGGAAAUAUUUAACAAAUCUAAAAGUCUAAAGCGGAAAACAAAAGAGAAAUUUAAAAUUCUGAAAUAAAAAAAAAGAAUACAAAUAAAACCAUUCUGUGAUAAAAUUUAAAAAAAUAAACAAGUAAACAAAAGUAAGCGUACGUUUAUUGAUGCAAAACUAAGUUUAAGCUAAAAAGUAAGUGAAAACCCCCAACCCUGCGAAGGGUGCCACACGAAAUACAACAUACUGAACAACCAACUGUAAGUGAAACAAAGAAGCAGAAGAAGAAAAAGAAACACCUCCUACCGUAGUCGGGUGCGAACCUGUGUGAAACGUAAAAAGACUAAGUGAAACAACCUAACAACAACAGCAACAGAACAAGCGAAAAAACAAGUGUAACCGGACAGUGAUUCCUUUUACAUAUAAAUAUAUACAAUACUGAUAACGCUAGCUUUUAUUUAUCGAAUUUCCUCUUGUUUUAUUCAACUGCUAUUUAAGUUUGAGUUUUUAAGUUUCUCUAUUUGAGUGAUCACAAGCAACAAGUGAAGAAACGGAGCUGUUUUUUAUUUUUCAAAAACCGUGUUGAUUCGUGUGAAUAAUUCUCGAAGCGAGAGGACAAGCAAAAAUAUGUGUAUGUUCUUCAAAGAAGAAUUGAAAACAAAUCUGAUAUAUUAUUGAAAUUACUAGUAAACGGCAAACACAACAAACAAACAAACAAACAAACAACACUAGUUAAGUGAGGCAAAUCGAAAGCGAAGAGAAGUGCCAGUAGACCAUUAAACUUUGGUGUGCUUUUUGUGGUAAUCAUCAUCUACAUCAUCACUCUAUACCUACGACAGCAGUAACUGAGCGCAAACUUUUCAAGAAGUGAUCUGAUCGCCUGGGAGACACUCGCAGAACUCUGCCUACAGAAAACGGACCCAAAGUGUUGUCGAAGAAGUUGUGUCCGUCUGGAGGAAGAAAGCGCGAAAGGAAGUCGUCAGAACGCAUCGAUCGCAGAUUCAUUUGGCCGAACAAAACGAACGCUGAAUACUACAUUUGGGAGAAGAAAAUAUCCGAUAAGGCUGAUUUGUGAAUAUAGAAACCAAAUUCAAAUAUUAUUACUAAUUAGUGAAAGAAGCAAGUAGAAAACAACCAUUUUUUCUUCGUCGUAAGUCAUUAUUAAGGAAAGCUACAUACUAGAAAGAAAUCUGCUACUAGUGGAAAUUUUAGUGUGAUUACAGUAGUAAACAAAAUAAGGAGCGUUGCUUUUGUUGUGUGCGAUCUGGAAAGAAAAGAAUAAAAAAUAAAUAAAAACUUCAACCGGGCACCGGUUCCAGAGACAGAUCAACCAAUGAGUGAACGCAGAAAGUGAAUUGACUCUCACACAAUCUGAGAUAUUUGCACCGACGCAGUGCUAGGAAGAGAUUCGAAGAAAAGUGGAAGUGAUUCUAGCCCCGGGAAGAGAGACCAAGCAACCACCGUCGCCGUUCCGUUUGGUGAUUGGAUCGAAAUUGAAGUCAAGUCCGACAGGAAGUAUCAAGUGAAUUCAAGAGAAACCAAAUCCGAGCAACAGCAAAAAAAAAGUGAUUAAGAACUCCGGAUAGAGGGCAAGCGAUCGUCGUUUCGAACAAGCAGCAAAAGUGAAUACACUGUCGCGUUCCCAACGAGCAACAGGGCCCAUUCCCGACGCACUAAUGAACAUGGGUAGCCAGACCAAACCUUUCCGCUCGGCCGAUGCUGGUCCAUUCAUGGACUACGUCGACUACGGUCAGCGGGACAUGUUCUUCGGCGGCCAGGGCAAUCCGUCCUCGGCUUCGCGGCCUCCGAUGACACCGUCGAACUCGUUCCCACCGAUCGGAACAUUCACGCUGGAUUCUGCCACCAUGGCGGCUCCCCAGAGCCAGAAUACGGUCUUUGGCGGUGGCGAUUCGAUGAGCGUUCUCGGAGGGUCCGGUAAUACCGGUACCAUUGGAGUGUUCAGCUCUAAUUCGGUUAUGUCCGGCAGUGGUAGCGGUGGCGGUAGUGGAAGCAAUGGCGGUCCUUCCGGCGGUAUUAGCGGUGGUAACUCAAGCAACUCGUACGGUGGAGGAAGUCAAUCCAAUAGUAACGGGGCCGACGCCAAUCAAGGAACCCGUGAAACCGGGAUCAUCGAAAAGUUGCUGCAUUCGUACGGGUUCAUCCAGUGCUGCGAGCGCCAGGCUAGGCUCUUCUUCCACUUUUCUCAGUUCGGUGGUACCAUCGAGCACCUGAAGAUUGGCGAUCCGGUUGAGUUCGAAAUGACGUACGAUCGUCGUACGGGAAAACCGAUCGCCAGUCAGGUGACCAAGAUUGCUCCGGAGGUGGUCCUGUCGGAGGAACGGGUCACCGGAACGGUUACCACCGAGCUGAAGACCGAAUUGUCGUUGGCCUCCUCGAGUGACACCACGACCGGUCGGAUCAGCUACGAAAACCGGGGCGAGUGCUUUUUCCUACCUUAUACCAAAGAUGAUGUCGAGGGAAAUGUAUGUCUGAGAGCUGGCGACAAGGUCAGCUUUCAGAUUGCCACCAAUCAAAGGGGCAACUUGGGAGCAUGCCAUAUUCGGCUGGAGAAUCCGGCUCAUCCGGUCAAGUAUCGCGGGGUGGUUUGCUCGAUGAAGGACACAUUCGGUUUUAUCGAGCGUGCGGAUGUGGUCAAGGAGAUCUUUUUCCACUUUUCCGAAACCGACAACACGAUCGAGCUGCGCCCGGGAGACGAUGUUGAGUUCAUCAUACAGACCAGAAAUCAGGGCAAAGAGGUUGCAUGCAACAUCGCCCGUCUCCCGCCGGGGUCGGUCAUUUUCGAGGACGUCGAUUCCACCAUCUACAAGGGCCAGGUGCUCAAGUCGCUCGAUCGCAAUAAUCAGCUGCGGCAACAGAACAACGAUCCGCUUCCCGGACGAAUUAGAUAUAGAGCUGCCGACCAUUCGGAAGUAGAAGUGCCAUUCGGGGACAAGGACCAGAAGGGUGACUUCACCCUGCGCCACGGUGACUGGGUGCAGUUCCUGUUGGCGACCGACCGCCGCGAUCAACUGCAGCGUGCGACGUCAAUUUCGCUGCUGGACGAAACCUUCCAGGUUUCCGGCGAGAAGCGCGAGCAAGGCGUUGUGGCUUCGCUCAAGGAAGGCUUCGGCUUUCUGCGCUGCGUUGAGCGUAACAUAAGACUGUUUUUCCACUUCACCGAGGUGUUGGAUACGAGUCGCGAGAUAUGCGUUGACGACGAGGUAGAAUUCACCGUAAUCCAGGAUCCUGGCUCGAGCUUUGCCAACACUCGCCAGAGUGCGAUUCGUAUCAAACACCUACCGACGGGAACGGUCAAGUUCGAAACCCUGAUUGAGAGCAACGUCGAGGGUAUCGUAUCGCGCGAGGCUCCCAAGAGCCCGAUCAAGUCGCAGGAACGUACCGAGGGUGGUGUCAUUUCCUACGGCCAAGGCCCCAACAAAAAGACUAUAAUGUAUUUCUUGAAAGAUUGUGAUAAAGCACCGCGUGUGGGUGAUAAAGUUAGAUUCAAUAUCUGUCAAGUUAAACGUAACAAAGAGUUGAUCGCUACUAACAUCCAGGAAAUCACUAACCAACUGCAGCACCAGACGUCGCUUAGCGGCGGCGACCAGCAGCAGGCUCUACAGCAACAACAGCAACCGCAACAAAUCCAGCUGGCUUCUCUGCACAACCUCCAGCAGCAACCUAACUCGCCGAGCGCUGGAAUGAACAACGGCAACCGCUUGAAUAGCACUUCGGCCAUGAUGAAGGCCAGUUACGCCAACGGCAACAUCAAGCCCGGCAAGGUUCACCAUGGUUUCAUUGCUGUAUUAAAGGAGAACUUUGGCUUCAUCGAAACAGUCGAGCACGAUCAGGAAGUAUUCUUCCACUUUAGCAACUUUAUCGGCAACACUAGUGCCCUCGAGCUCGGUAACGAGGUGGAGUAUUCGCUGUCGACGCGCAGUGCCGUCAAUGCUGGUAACUGCAUUCCGGCCGAAAAUGUGAAAAUCAUCCCGAAGGGUAGCAUCUCGCAACCGAAGGUACUGCCAGCCGUGUACAACGGUAUGGUUCUGCGUCCGCUUCGUUGCAUCAAUCCCGAUCAAUCGGAAUACUGUGGACUAGUGCAAGUGCGUGGCGAUGCCGGCGAAUCUAUAUCGACGCAUGAAUUCGGCAUCACCAGUCUGAAGAAUAAGCGAGAUCUGCUGCAGAAGGAUGAUAUGGUAACAUUUAAGGUCGAUGAACAGAACCGUGCCGUUGAGGUCACCUCGAUCCGUACUAAGAAGCAAGCCAAGGUCGACUCCGUGAAGGGUCUGUUCGGUUUUCUGGACUUUGAAGUCGAGGAAGGCAAGAAGCUGUUCUUCCAUAUGUCAGAAGUCCAGGGCGGCGGUUGUCUGUAUCCCGGCGAUUCGGUUGAAUUUUCCAUCGUUACUAACCAGCGCAACGGCAAAACAUCGGCCUGUAACAUGAUCAAGGUAGCGGACGCGAAUGGAGUGCGCGCCGAGCGGCUCCUAUCGCGUAUCAAGCUCAACUCUGUUGACGACAGCGGACCACGUUUGACAGUAACUCGUGCACCGAAAGGACCAGAUGGUACAAAAGGCUUCCAUAUUUCAGUCAGAGCUCCACGUUUAGUUGGAAUUUGCUUGGAAUGAACACUUUACACUAUUAUUAACUCAUAAUAACGCUAUAGUUUUUUUGUUUUAUUUUUUUUUAAUGAUUUAUUAUUUAAAUUAUUUAAACAAAUCUUUUUAUUGCAACCUAUAUAAUUGUGAAACGUAAACGCUAAGUGAUUAUUAUUUAUAAACGAAAAAGAAGGAAACAAACAACAAAAAAGUAACAAAACAAAGUGAAAUGAAACAAUACGCCGCAUAUAUACACAAGUAAAAACAAACACACACACACAUACAUAUAUACAAAGAAACAAAUGUGAAAAAAAGAGUAGAAAAGGAAACAAUUACGAAAGAAAGAGUAGAAAACAAAAACAACAUUAUGUAACUAGCGCGGCAUGAGCGGAAACGAAAGAGCAUUGGUAAAAUCGCAUCUUACUACUGAAACAAGCAGAAAAGUGUAAUAAUAAUCAAAACAAACAUUAAUAAAGUCAUGGAUGUUUUACAAAACAAAAAAUAUACACACCUACAAUGUAACGCUGAAACUGCGAACGAAAAUAACCAAGCAAACAAACAGCAAAAACCGUUCUAUUUACUGUUUUUAUUACCCGUCGUAGUCUGUCUUUGUAUUGUCGCAGUAAUUACGCAAAUUUGUUAUCGCUAUUGUUUCUAAAACAUACACAUACAAACACAUUUGUAUAUUUUUGCUCUGUGACAGAGAGAGAGAGUUAGUUUUGAAAUGAUGAUUUUUACACGUAAAACAUUCGAGCGUUUUUGCCCACUCGUGCGCGUACCGUUCUUGAUUGUUUUUUUCGUCAUUUUUUUUUAGCUGUAUCAGUUAAGACAUUGUGUUUUUCACUCGCACGAGUGGUUUACUACUUUUCAGUACGAAUAUAACCUAAAGCAAACAAAAUAUGAAGGAAAACAGAAGAAAAGAAAACAGAAUAAAAGGAAAGCAUACGCGAAUGAGCCGUAACACGCGGUAAGAGAUACAUCAUUAACCUAGAGAGUAAUAAUUAUUAAUGCAAGCAACCAUUAAGACAUGAAUCUAAUUCAUCGUUCUACGAGAAUCGCUAAAUGUAACACAAGUAAAACAAUACAAGUAAAGAAUACCAAAACCUAUUUCUUUCGAGAGAAGAAACAAAAAAAUAAUCGGAAAUCUUCAGACUGUUAUUGCCCACACUUUUUCAAUGUGUCUCUCCUGUCUUUUAGAAUUUACCCUCGAAUUACCUAUUAUACAAAGCUAGAAAAACGGAAAAACAAAACAAACGUAACUUAUAAUGUCUGCUUACCCCACAUCGAUAGCCGCCUCUCCGGACAGAAAAUGUGUAGGAAAAUGAAUUUUUGAUAUUUGGUCGUUCUUUUGUUUUUUACUUAGUUGGGUUCGAUCACUUUCGAUCGGCACUGUGCGCACUGAUCCGCUUCGUAAUUCGUAUUUUAAAUUCUUCGUUUAAAAUAACAUUCGAUCAAUAAGCCCUGCUGAUGAUGAAUAGUGUUGAAUUUGGUUGUUCCCUUUGUGGAAACUCUUCGAUCGACGUUGAAAUUUUUAGUUAUUUUUUUCCUAUAAGAAUGAAGUUGAUGUUUUUAGUUGGAACAUUGAUCUUGAACAGAGGUGGUAAAUUAUAAUUUAAUAGAGACGAAAAAUAGAUGGCUUCAUGUCCAAAGGAACCUCGCCUGAAGUAAAGAAUCACAUUCUGCUAAGCUAAGCAAAACGCAACAUACAAACUGAUGGAAUAAACACACACUCACAGAUAUACAACAAGUUAAUGCUUGAACACUCGUAAACGUACUAUUUAUAAGUGUGAUUAAAAGGUGAAACUAAUUUAGGGAUUCUAUUGACAAGAGAAAGGAAAAGGUGAAGAAACUAACUAACAAGUAACAAAUUCGGUACAUGAGCGAGAGGGAGGCUAUCGUUAUUGAGUAACAAACAUCCUGAUAAGCUCCCUAUAUAUUUUUUUUUAUUAACCAUCAACUUGAUCUAGUCUUCGUAACAAAAGCAAGCAAACAAGAAGAAGAAAUGAGUAAGAAGCAACAAGUAAGAAGUCGCAAAGAAACAAGAAGAAGAAAACAUUACACAACAGACCCUUCACAGCCUACAACUGCUGCUGAACAAAGCAACAAAACAUUCACGCCAAGUACACACAAAUAAAUCCAUUUCCCUCUGAUUCAUCCCCCCGAAGGAUUCCCGUUUUAUUUUCACUCUCCAAUUACAUACGCUGGAAAUCAUUCAUUAAACAAAACAAGAACGCAUCGCAAAAGGAAAAUCAUAGAACAAACACUACAUAGCAUACAUGGAGGAAACAAAAAAUAAAUAAAAAUGAAAAAAGAAAUAACUUCAAGAGACUACGGGAUCAAAAAUUGCAUGUGAAAGCCAUUGAGUGUUAACUUUUUCACACCGAUCAAAAAUUAACUAACAACAACAAAAAAGAAAAAAAAAACAAGAAAUGUGAAAGCAAACAAAAAAAUCAUUUUAAACA
Molecule: messenger RNA, 8566 nt
Organism: Ochlerotatus camptorhynchus
Lineage: Eukaryota; Metazoa; Arthropoda; Insecta; Diptera; Culicidae
Gene: Unr
Product: cold shock domain-containing Unr
Exons: 13
Coding region: 3186-6134 (982 amino acids)
Molecular function (GO): nucleic acid binding
Source: RefSeq, a predicted model, not a curated record